AUGAAUGGAUUUAACACACGGAAGUGUUUUGGAAACGUGAAAAAUAUCGUAGCUUGCGUGAUAAAAUCCAUCACUUCAGUUCUGGAAAAUAAUGCAUUAUUUAGCAAGACCAUGAAUGAACCUGCUCCUCAAACCCAAAUAGAGAAAACUUUUACAUUUGAGGGCUGUGGAGAUACUCAGUCAUUAACUGUGUCUAUUCCUGAGGUUCUUGAUCCACAAUAUGGCAUGUAUGUUUGGCCCUGUGCAGUGGUGCUGUCACAAUAUCUGUGGAUGGCAAGAGAGGAACUGCAACACAAGACUGUUCUUGAGCUUGGUGCUGGGGUGAGUUUGCCUGGUGUAGUGGCUGCUAAGUGUGGCGCUCACGUUAUUCUGUCGGACAGUGUAGAUUUCCCUCUCUGCCUGGAGAACUGCAGGCGCUCCUGUAAUGUCAAUAACCUCCCCAGUGUACCUGUGAUCGGACUCACCUGGGGACAGAUAUCCCCAGAACUCCUCUCUCUGCCACCUGUGGAUGUUAUCCUGGGAUCAGAUGUAUUCUAUGAACCUGAAGAUUUUGAAGAUGUACUUGUGACCAUCUCCUUUCUAGUUAGGAGAAACCCUCAUGCUCAAUUCUGGACAUCUUACCAGGAGAGAAGUGCUGACUGGUCCAUAGAAGCCUUGUUACACAAAUGGGAUCUGAAGUGCAUUAAUGUUCCAUUAGAAACAUUUGAUGCGAACAAAAACCACCUAGCUGGAUCAACUCUUCCUGGGAAUCACACCAUACAAAUGCUGAUUAUAACAGCAAAAGAUAACCAUCAAUAAAUGAGUGUACAAGUUCUAUGAAUUCUUGGUGUUUGAGUACUUGUAUAUAAAACGUUAAAUUAUUCAAUCGUUUAUAAUACAUAAAACUUGAAAAAAAAAAGACUGAAACCGAGGAAUACUACAUCCUAACAGUAACACUAACAUUUCUAACGUUACUGUUAGUCUUUUAACGGGUUAAGUCAAUACAACAUUAAAAUGCUCUUACUUGCUUUCAUUUCAUUUGUGACUAUUAUUCCAAUAUUAAUAAUAUAAACCUGUUCUGUAGUUUCUUUAAAAUGUA
Xyrauchen texanus (razorback sucker) is the source of this 1078-nucleotide messenger RNA. RefSeq names its product histone-arginine methyltransferase METTL23-like. The record is from RefSeq and is a predicted model, not a curated record. The coding region runs from base 1 to 798 and encodes 265 amino acids. The transcript has 5 exons. Lineage: Eukaryota; Metazoa; Chordata; Actinopteri; Cypriniformes; Catostomidae. Gene Ontology annotation, cellular component: nucleus; cytoplasm.